Molecule: messenger RNA, 1932 nt
Organism: Lachnellula hyalina
Lineage: Eukaryota; Fungi; Ascomycota; Leotiomycetes; Helotiales; Lachnaceae
Gene: vma-1
Product: V-type proton ATPase catalytic subunit A
Exons: 5
Coding region: 1-1932 (643 amino acids)
Biological process (GO): ATP metabolic process; proton transmembrane transport
Cellular component (GO): fungal-type vacuole membrane; proton-transporting V-type ATPase, V1 domain
Molecular function (GO): proton-transporting ATPase activity, rotational mechanism; ATP binding; ATP hydrolysis activity
Source: RefSeq, a predicted model, not a curated record
AUGGCCCCAAAGAAGGAAGCAGCUAGAGAUGAAGACGGCGAGGAGCAAUAUGGUAUGUUGACGUCUCUGGAGCUUCGAAAGUUGGGGCUAACAAUAGCUGCACAGGCUCCAUUUACUCUGUCUCUGGGUUUGUAUAUCUCACAUAAAAAACCGGUCCAAUUACUAAUUCACGGCAGACCCGUUGUGGUGGCAGAAAACAUGAUUGGUGUUGCUAUGUACGAAUUGGUCCGUGUCGGUCACGAUAAUCUUGUCGGAGAAGUCAUUCGAAUCGAAGCAGACAGAGCUACAAUUCAAGUUUAUGAAGAGACUGCUGGUGUAACUGUAGGAGACCCUGUCCUUCGAACCGGAAAGCCUUUGUCAGUUGAACUGGGCCCUGGAUUAUUGGAAACGAUCUACGAUGGUAUUCAACGUCCUCUCAAAGCUAUUGCGGACACCUCAAACAGCAUUUACAUUCCUCGAGGUAUUACUGCACCCGCAUUGAACAGGGAGAAAGUCUGGGACUUCAAGCCUAUAAUGAAGGUUGGAGACCAUAUCACUGGUGGAGAUAUCUGGGGUACUGUUUGGGAAAACUCUCUUAUGAGCGACCAUAAGAUCCUGCUGCCACCUCGUGCAAGAGGAACAAUUACUCGCAUUGCGGAGAAGGGAGGCUACAAGGUUGACGAAAAAAUCCUGGAAGUGGAAUUUGAUGGCAAGAAGACGGAUUACAGCAUGAUGCACACAUGGCCCGUCCGUGUACCCCGCCCAACUACCGAGAAGCUUGCAGCAGAAAAACCAUUUGUUGUCGGCCAACGAGUUCUUGAUGCCUUGUUCCCCAGUGUUCAGGGUGGUACUGUUGCUAUCCCAGGAGCUUUCGGUUGUGGCAAGACUGUCAUUAGUCAAUCUGUAUCCAAGUUCUCAAACAGUGACGUUAUUGUCUACGUUGGAUGCGGAGAGCGUGGAAACGAGAUGGCCGAAGUCUUGAUGGAUUUCCCAGAGCUUUCAAUCGAGAUCGACGGCCGAAAGGAACCUAUCAUGAAGCGUACUGUCCUCAUCGCCAACACCUCGAACAUGCCUGUCGCGGCUCGUGAAGCUUCCAUCUACACUGGUAUUACUUUGGCUGAGUACUACAGGGACCAGGGCAAGAAUGUUGCUAUGAUGGCUGAUUCUACCUCUCGUUGGGCCGAGGCUCUUCGUGAAAUUUCCGGUCGUUUGGGUGAAAUGCCUGCUGAUCAAGGUUUCCCUGCUUACCUGGGUGCCAAGUUGGCCAGUUUCUAUGAACGUGCUGGAAACGUUCAAGCUCUUGGUAGCCCAGAUCGUGAAGGCAGUGUCAGUAUUGUCGGCGCUGUCAGUCCUCCUGGUGGUGAUUUCUCAGAUCCCGUCACUUCCAGUACCCUAGGUAUUGUUCAAGUCUUCUGGGGUCUCGACAAGAAGCUCGCUCAACGAAAGCAUUUCCCUUCAAUCAACACGGGCGUCAGUUACAGUAAAUACACCAAUAUUCUAGACAAGCACUAUGAGAAAGAUUACCCCGAAUUUCCUCGCCUCCGAGACCGUAUCAAGCAGCUCUUGACUGACUCUGAAGAGUUGGACCAGGUCGUCCAAUUGGUCGGAAAAUCUGCUUUGUCCGACCCUGACAAAAUUACGUUGGAUGUCGCUAGUUUGAUCAAGGAAGAUUUCUUGCAACAGAACGGCUAUUCUGACUACGAUCAAUUCUGUCCGAUGUGGAAGACUGAGUGGAUGAUGAAGGCUAUGAUGGGUUUCCAUGAUGAAGCACAAAAGUCUGUUGCCCAAGGCCAGAGUUGGAACAAGGUUCGUGAGGCUACUGGUGACAUACAAUCACAACUUCGAAGCAUGAAGUUUGAGCUUCCUAGUGAAGGCGAAAAAGCGAUCACCAAGAAGUACGAGGACCUUCUCCAAGGUAUGACGGAUAAGUUCGCUGCAGUUACGGAUGAGUAG